Molecule: messenger RNA, 2528 nt
Organism: Diceros bicornis minor
Lineage: Eukaryota; Metazoa; Chordata; Mammalia; Perissodactyla; Rhinocerotidae
Biological process (GO): DNA integration
Molecular function (GO): nucleic acid binding
Source: RefSeq, a predicted model, not a curated record
CCUUGCCGGUCUCCUUGGAACACCCCUCUCCUGCCUGUAAAAAAGCCUGGAACUGCUGAUUAUAGGCCGGUCCAGGAUUUGAGGGAAGUGAACAAGAGAGUGCAGGACUUACACCCUACUGUGCCAAACCCAUAUAACCUACUCAGCUCCCUCCCCCCAUCACGGAAAUGGUAUACUGUCCUGGACCUGAAAGAUGCAUUCUUCUGUCUGCGGCUGCACCCAAAGAGCCAAUUGCUUUUUGCUUUCGAGUGGCGCGACCCUGAUAUGGGGAUCGCUGGACAACUGACUUGGACAAGACUGCCUCAAGGGUUUAAAAACUCCCCCACCCUGUUCGAUGAGGCCCUCCACAGGGAUUUGACUGACUGUAGGGUUAAAAACCCUCAAGUGACUCUUUUACAGUAUGUAGAUGAUCUACUGUUGGCGGCAGAAACCCCGGGAGACUGUGAGGAAGGAACCAAGCGCCUCCUGGCCGAGUUGGGUGAGUUGGGGUACCGGGCGUCAAAGAAGAAGGCACAAUUGUGCCAGGAGAAAGUAGUCUACUUAGGCUACACACUAAAAGACGGCCAAAGGUGGUUAACCGACGCCCGGAAAAAGACUGUGACUCAGAUCCCGGCCCCAACCUCCGCUCGCCAGGUAAGGGAAUUCCUGGGGACGGCCGGUUUCUGCCGGUUGUGGAUCCCAGGGUUUGCUACCCUGGCUGCUCCACUGUACCCAUUGACUAAGGAAAGUGGGAACUUUGUCUGGACUCUAGAGCACCAAAAGGCUUUUGAGACUCUAAAACGGGCAUUAUUAGAGGCGCCCGCGUUGGCCCUACCAGAUUUGACUAAGCCCUUCACCUUGUAUGUAGAUGAAAAAAAGGAAAUCGCCCGGGGAGUCCUAACUCAAGCCCUUGGGCCCUGGAAGCGCCCAGUCGCAUAUCUAUCAAAAAAACUGGAUCCGGUAGCCAGUGGGUGGCCCUCCUGCUUAAGGGCAAUUGCCGCCACUGCCCAGCUGGUAAAAGAUGCAGACAAGUUGACCCUGGGCCAACAGAUAACCAUAGUAGCCCCCCAUGCUUUAGCGAGCAUUAUCAGACAACCGCCAGACCGAUGGAUGACUAACGCCCGGAUGACUCACUACCAAAGCCUGCUCCUAACUGAAAGAAUUACCUUCGCCCCACCGGCUAUCCUAAACCCAGCCACGCUGCUGCCCGAAGCCGACGACAGAGUGCCGGUUCACCAAUGCGGCGACAUCUUGGCAUCGGAAACGGGGAUCCGACCCGAUCUGCCGGAUGAGCCUUGGGCUGGAGCCCCUAAUUGGUAUACCGAUGGCAGCAGCUUUUUGGCAGAAGAAGGGCGAGAAUACCUAUCACAUUUACAUCGGCUAACCCACUUGAGCCCUCAGAAACUAAUUGAAAUUAUCCAGGCCUCCCCGUACCAGGUACCAGAUUUGAAAAAAACGGCUGAAGAAGUUUAUAAAAAUUGUAGAGCCUGCGCUCUCACAGACGCUGCAGUUUCCAAAUGCAGCACGGGACACAGACUCCGGGGAAAUAGGCCAGGAGCCUUUUGGGAGAUAGACUUUACUGAAAUCAGACCGGCCCGGUAUGGAAAUAAAUAUCUUCUAGUAUUUGUAGAUACCUUCUCGGGAUGGGUAGAGGCUUUCCCCACCCGAAAAGAGACUGCCUCUGUAGUAGCCAAGAAGAUAUUGGAAGAAAUCCUCCCGAGAUUCGGGAUCCCAAAGGUAAUUGGAUCUGACAACGGUCCUGCAUUCGUUGCCCAGGUAAGUCAGGGACUGGCCAGUCAACUGGGGAUCAAUUGGAAAUUACAUUGUGCUUAUAGACCCCAGAGCUCAGGCCAGGUAGAAAGGAUGAAUAGAACAAUUAAAGAGACCCUAACUAAAUUGUCCAUAGAGACCGGCGAUAGUGACUGGACAGCCCUCCUGCCCUUUGCCCUGUUCCGCGUCCGGAACACCCCACAGGGACCCUUAAAACUUACACCCUUUGAGAUCCUCUAUGGAACCCCUCCCCCUUUGGCACAAAUAGGGAUACAUGACCCUGACAUUAUACCUUCUAUACCUUUGUCAGCCCGCUUGAAAGCACUCGAGGCCGUCAGGCGCGACAUCUGGCACCAGCUAAAAGAGGCUUACCAGCCUGGUGAUCUGCUCAUCCCGCACCAAUUCCAGGUUGGGGACUCUGUCCUUGUGAGACGACAUCGGACGGGGUCAUUAGAGCCACGUUGGAAGGGGCCCUACGUGGUGCUCCUCACUACGCCCACAGCAGUUAAAGUGGACGGUAUAACUUCUUGGGUUCACGCCACACACGUGAAGAAGGCACCCCAGAAUGCAGCAGAUCUCUGGAAGGUGGAAAAGACUGAUAACCCUCUUAAGCUGCGUUUGCGUCAUGGGAACGGCAAGCAGGUUGUCCAAUCCUAAUCCCCACGCUCCUCAACUGCUCACGUGGCAAGUCGUCUCCCAGGUAGGAGAUAUAACCUGGUCAAUCCAAAAAACUGCUUCCCCUUGGACAUGGUGGCCGGACUUACACCCUGACCUUUGUA